ACGCUUCCGGAAGGCGGGAGGCUUGGAACGCGGCUAGCGGAUGCAGAAAUCUCCUACCUGAACUGUAGCGGUGCGGGAUCUGCGGCAGCCAUGGAAAAUGCGAAUGGCUUUGGGGAGAUGCCUUCUCCUGUUGUUCGAGAUGUGGAGGUGACACGGACAGCUCGAAGACAAAGUGCAAACAAAAGAGUAUCUAUCUUGACUCCCCAUGAAGAUACUUUGGCUAAUAUUACACCAAGAAGCCAAAUAAUUCCUCGAACUCCAAGCUCAUUUCGCCAAACCUUUACUUCACUGAAUCGAAGUUUAUUAAGGCAGCCAGAUGUUUCUACCAUUCUUGCAACAAGAGUAAAGUCUCCUCGAAUUGCUCAUUCAUCAGCCUUCUUGGGAAAUCUAUCCAUGGCAUCUAAUCUUGAUGAGAGUAACUGGACAGCAGCAUUCUCCCCACAGCGGUCGGCACUCUUCACAAACGCAGAUCCCUCUAAUGUGACUGAAGAUGUCACUUUUAGUGCUGUUAUGCUACGUGAGGAUGAUCCUGGAGAAGCUGCAACAAUGAGUAUGUUUUCUGACUUCCUGCACUCAUUUCUGAAGCACGCUUCAACUACAGUUUUUGAACUUGUAGAAGAGUAUGAGCAUAUUUGUGACAGCCAGGUAAAUAUCUUAGGUAAAAUAGUGAGCAGAGCAACACCUGGACUACAGAAGUUUUCAAAAACAGCCAGUGUGCUGUGGCUUCUUCAGCAGGAGAUGGUUACGUGGAGACUGCUAUCCUCUCUUUACAGGGACAGAAUACAGUCUGUACUAGAAGAAGAAAAUGCAUUUGAAAUUGCUUCUCUAAAUGCCAGUGAAAAGACAAUUGUGGAUACACUAUUUCAACGAGAUUCACUUAUUCGACAAAGCCAGCUGGUGGUGGAUUGGCUAGAGAGUAUUGCCAAGGAUGACAUUGGAGAUUUCUCGGAUAACAUCGAGUUUUAUGCAAAAUCAGUAUAUUGGGAAAACACUCUACAUACCUUGAAACAGCGACAAUUAAUACCACAUGUUGGAAGUGUUCGUCCUCUCGUUACUGAAUUGGACCCUGAUGCACCUAUAAGACAGAAAAUGCCACUUGAUGAUUUGGAUCGAGAAGAUGAUAACAGAUUGCUCAAAUACCUUUUCACACUUAUCCGUUCUGGGAUGACAGAAGAGGCACAGCGUCUCUGUAAACGUUGUGGUCAAGCAUGGAGAGCUGCAACACUUGAAGGGUGGAAAUUGUAUCAUGAUCCUAACAUUGAUGGAGGAACAGAAAUAGAACCAGUGGAAGGGAAUCCGUAUAGAUGCAUUUGGAAAAUAAGCUGUUGGAGAAUGGCGGAAGAUGAGCAGUUUAAUAGAUAUGAGAGAGCAAUCUAUGCUGCCUUAAGUGGGAACCUCAAGCAGCUUCUCCCAGUCUGCGAAACCUGGGAAGAUACAGUGUGGGCCUACUUUAGGGUGAUGGUGGACAGUUUGGUGGAACAGGAAGUUCGGACCUCAGUUGUAUCAUUAGAUGAAACUGAAGAACUGCCUCGAGAAUAUUUGGAAGCAAAUUGGACUUUAGAAAAAGUUUUUGAAGAGCUUCAAGCUACAGAUAAAAAGAGAGUUUUAGAAGAGAAUCACGAACACUACCAUAUAAUUCAAAAAUUCCUUAUCUUGGGUGACAUUGAUGGUUUGAUGGACGAACUUAAUAAAUGGCUUUCCAGAGGAAGGAACAUUCUACCAGGACACCUUCUCCGCUUCAUGACCCAUCUCAUUUUGUUUUUUCGUACUCUGGGAAUACAGACCAAAGAAGAAGUGUCUGUGGAAGUUUUAAAGGCCUACAUUCAGCUGUUAGUAUGUGAGAAACACAUCAACCUCAUAGCAUUUUAUACUUGCCACUUGCCUCAAGAUCUAGCCGUUGCUCAAUAUGCAGCAUUUUUGGAAGGUGUUACAGAAUUUGAACAGCGUCAUCAGUGUUUGGAACUGGCUAAAGAAGCAGGUCUGGAUGUUGCAACAAUAACAAAAACUGUGGUUGAGAACAUUCGAAAGAAAGAUACUGGUGACUUUAGUCAUCAUGAUACGGCACCUUCCUUUGAUACUGUCACUACAGAGGAAGACCGCUUAAAGAUUGAUGUGAUUGACUGGUUGGUAUUUGAUCCUGCACAGAGGGCCGAGGCACUGAAGCAAGGCAAUGCUAUCAUGAGAAAGUUCUUGGCAUCUAAAAAACACGAAGCUGCCAAAGAAGUGUUUGUGAAAAUUCCCCAGGAUUCAAUAGCAGAAAUUUACAAUCAGUGGGAAGAACAAGGGAUGGAAAGUCCGCUCCCAGCUGAAGAUGACAAUGCUAUCAGAGAAUACUUAUGCAUCAGAGCGUAUUUGGAAGCUCAUGAAACCUUUAAUGAGUGGUUCAAGCAUAUCAAUUCAGCUCCACAUAAACCUACUUUGAUACCUCAAGCUUCCUUCACAGAGAAAGUAGCUUAUGAGCACAAAGAAAAGAAAUAUGAAAUGGACUAUGGCAUAUGGAAAGGUCAUUUGGAUGCCCUAACUGCUGAAGUAAAAGAGAAAAUGUACAAUGUCUUACUAUUUGUUGAUGGAGGGUGGAUGGUAGAUGUCAGAGAGGAUGCUGAAGAAGACCACGAAAGAGCCCAUCAGAUGGUUUUGCUGAGAAGGCUUUGCCUGCCAAUGAUGUGCUUCCUGCUCCACACAAUUUUACACAGCACAGGCCAGUACCAGGAGUGCCUACAGCUUGCUGAUAUGGUUUCUUCAGAUCGCCACAAGCUUUACGCGGUGUUUUCUAAGGAAGAACUAAGGAAGUUGUUACAGAAGCUGAGAGAAUCAUCAUUAAUGCUUUUAGAUCAGGGACUCGAUCCAUUGGGAUAUGAGAGUCAAUCGUAAUUUUCUAUUUUGUAUAAUUCCUUUAAUUUCCUAAUGGCUCCAUAAUGUAGAUUUCACUAAAUAUGCACAUCUGUGGUUUUUGUUGUGGUUGUUGUUGUUAUUGUUAUUUUUAGGAAAAGAUGUUGUAAAAUUUAACAUUUUUUUUGU
Molecule: messenger RNA, 3018 nt
Organism: Vombatus ursinus (common wombat)
Lineage: Eukaryota; Metazoa; Chordata; Mammalia; Diprotodontia; Vombatidae
Gene: NUP107
Product: nucleoporin 107
Exons: 28
Coding region: 91-2871 (926 amino acids)
Biological process (GO): post-transcriptional tethering of RNA polymerase II gene DNA at nuclear periphery; regulation of DNA-templated transcription; mRNA export from nucleus
Cellular component (GO): nuclear pore outer ring; nuclear pore
Molecular function (GO): structural constituent of nuclear pore
Source: RefSeq, a predicted model, not a curated record